GUUAGUUGGUUUGAGUGAGUGUGCAUCGGAUUCCCCAGCAUGGAAGGAAGCUGGUAAACAUUUGUUAAAAAGCAUAACAUUCAAACCGGAGACCAAACAAACAAGAAGCUUGAUCACACACCGGCUAUGUAGGGUUGAUGUUCUGGUGUUCCUUUCAACCAUGCGGCGACUCGGGGGAAGGGCCCGCCUUGUAGCUGAUUACAGGACCGAGCAAUUGAUUAUCUGUGUUGCGUGGUGGCUGUGGCGCAUGGCUUUGUUACAGGACGUCGCAGACUGCAGUGUUGUCUUCCCGGUCGUUCCAGAUGGACGCUCGUGAUCGCGGGUAGUAGCGGUUUAGUAGAAGGUUGACAAAAAGGAGUAAAACAAAAAAACUAAAAUAGUAAAAUGUGUCAGCAGAAACCCUUGCGCUGGGAAACAACAACGGAGCCGAUCAGACACAAGUGAGGUCAGUUCACUAGCUGCCAAUCAGGCCGCAUCACCGUCGAAAAACCGGCAUUACUCGCAGUAGUGCGUGCUCGGUAGUGCGAGAGAUACACCAAACAAGCGCGAGGUGAUGCAAUUUUUGCGCAACAGCCUCUCGUUGUCGUUCAUCAGCAACCCACAGAGCCAGCCGGGAAAUGGUACGGUGAAUGGUGAUCCCGGUGGUGCCCGGGAAGGUAACGACGAUGGCAAACUCACACCCUCACCGUCCGCGUCCAACCUCAGCGAUCGGUCGCGGUACGCAACGGUACGAUCGAAGCUGCCGAUCGACGUCGGCAGCCCACCAUCGGCGUACAGCACCCCGUUCCAGAGUCCGAUCGUUGCCAGCCGGACCUAUCCGGUGCUGAGUGGGGCAGCGCGGGCGCUCAACGGAAACGGAAGUAACGACAACUCGAACGAUGGUUCGAAUCAGGAACGGGCCAGCAAGGUGUACUUCAUCGAACAGGGGCAGCUGCAAACGGAAUACGAACUACCGGAACGACCCGGGAGUCGAGGAACGAGGCUUGAGGAUGGUAUCGUCAAUCCUGCCUUCACCAACGACUCUGGUGCCACAAUGAUAAACAUGUCCAGCACGCAACCGAGCGUCAUACGGGAGCAGUACUGGACCUGGUCUUGCCGGUGCCGCCGAGAGUAUACCCCUCGGGAGAAGGUUCUGCUAAUAGUGAUCUUCAUUCUGGUGCUGGUCAUUGGAGGUCUCGCAACAUAUCUGGGCAUUGUGGUGGACAGUGAUGAUAGUAUUACUGGUGGCAUCCUGACGAGGAGUGCACUAUCCCUAUCUCCAGCUCAGCGGUAACGAAUGGGGGAAAAACGUGGUCAAUAUAUGUGGUCAAACUUACUGUUAACCAUCACAGUCCGAUUGUGAUGACGAUUAUCUUAUCACAGGUUAUUAAUGCAAACUUUUAAAACACACACAAGAGCAACAGCCCAUUAUAACAGAAAGGCUGGACAACAAACUUGCAUCUUUCUCUAUGCUUUAGCACUCAUAACACUAGUCUAGUAUUUGUAUAUUUUUUGCUUCUACUUUACGGUAAAUGCACUACGCUGCGAAAACCUCUCUUUGAUUACUUUAAACCAGGCACAAAAUAUUGUAUAUUUUAUGUAUUUCGCGUAGUAGUUAAUGGAACCCCAGCAAACCUUGAAUGCAAUGGAAACGAAAGCAAUAAAUUUACACGAUGUUUGCGCUU
Molecule: messenger RNA, 1664 nt
Organism: Anopheles coustani
Lineage: Eukaryota; Metazoa; Arthropoda; Insecta; Diptera; Culicidae
Exons: 5
Coding region: 554-1273 (239 amino acids)
Source: RefSeq, a predicted model, not a curated record